AUGAACAUCCGCUCGUCAAGUCGUCACAAACACGACCAGCCGGCGAUCCGUGCAGGACACGUGGUGGUGGUGGCGCCCAACCACCGGCAAGGCGUGCUAGGCUUUCUACACCUGUCGUCCGUGGUCGGCGUGGAAGAUGACGUCGCGGUUGAUGACGUCGUGAGCGCAGUGCAGUGGGCGCUCGACCACGCGGAAGGCUUCGGCGCCGACCCGAAGCAGCUGGUGCUGGUCGGCCACGGAUCGGGCGGCUACCUGCUCUCCGCGGCCGCGCGCAAGCUGAGGAGGGACGCGGCGCGCCGAGCCUUUUACCAGGGCAUCGUCUUCGGGUCCCUGCUGCCCUUCGAUUCGGCGAAGCCGUACGUGCACCUGGCGUCGGCAUUGAACUGCAGCGGCGUGGACAAGUCUGCGUGGGUCUCGUGCUUCCGCGCCGCGCCCGUCGACGUGCUGUUGCAGGCCGCGCAAGCCACGUCCCACAGGCCACUGCACUUCGCGCCGGGCUUCAACUUGUCGUCACUGCAGGCGCCACCCGCCGACACGCCGCACACCGUCAUAGCUGGGGCGGACGCGGCCGACGACAAGGCCCUCUUCAGGGAGCGCAUCCUGCCGCUCGCACAGCGUGACGGCAAUGCCUCGACAACGGAGGCUCUGGUGGACUACAUGUUCAACGUCUUCAACGUGCCCGAGUUCGCGAAGUUCGUCAUCAAGAGCCGUUUCAGCGUUCACUCGGUGGACGAGAUCGCCGAAGGGUUCUCGACAUGGGUCUCCACGUGCGCCACGCUGAAGGUCGCCAAGGCGGUGGCCGAGGGCUACCACUACCGGCUGGACUCGGCCGUGGCCAGCGGGCUUUUGCGUCCGCCGCUGGGCAUCGGUCAGGUGGCGCAGUUCGCAGCACACGGCACGGUGCCACCGUUGGCUGACAAGAGUCCGUGGCUUCCCCUCGGCAAGAUGGCCGCGACGCGAGUGGUCGGCGAGGACGGCCACGAGAAUCUGACAAACUACGACCGUCAGUGCACAGUCUAGUGCAAAUCAAGGAAUAGUUCAUUGUGUCAUAAAAAAAAGGAAGCGAUGAAGGCCCUUGCUGUCCUUUGUAACUGCCUUUCACAUAAUGUCACUCCCGCUGAACAACCAGCAGCGAAAAGUGCCCGUCCGAGUCAGGGAGGACGGUCAGGUAUAAAAGUAGGCAUAACUGAAUUAUCAAUACAUGAUGCAGGAGAGAAGCACUCGAAGGAUACUUCGCGAAUGUAUCGUGAUACAGAUACAUGAUACAGAGCCGAUAAAAUAGAUUAAUUGAUACAAACUUCGCCAUAUGACAGGAGUACAAGGUAAGAAAGGUGCAGACGAGCGCAGACUUGCAACUGAGUUUACCAUAAAAAAUGAAAAAAAAAAAGCCCUCAUGUGUGUUCAGCCAAUGGGCCCUGUCGCCAUCCCGGUGACGGUGAUAUAAAGUGACGGUGAUGAGUAGCCAACAGUACAAUUCAUGUUCUUGUGUAGCACGUGGAGUGUAGAUAAGCGUACACUUACCCGUCUGGCCGAUUAAUUGAAAGGUGGUUGAUGCACCCAUCUCCCCUCAUUUUGACAAGGAAUGCCUCGAUGACCGCCCUGCGAAACUAUUCUCUCGAGAGAACUACUGCGCUCUCGUAAUGUGGCUCGACACCCGCAGUCUCCGUUGCAGUGAACGCUGUUGCAAGAUACAUAUACAAAAUACUAGCAAACUGUAUCCGAUAAAAUAUUUGCCAUUUGUAUGAUAAGACACGUCGAUACAAUAGUUCAUUCCUCGUAA
Molecule: messenger RNA, 1780 nt
Organism: Dermacentor andersoni
Lineage: Eukaryota; Metazoa; Arthropoda; Arachnida; Ixodida; Ixodidae
Product: carboxylesterase 4A-like
Source: RefSeq, a predicted model, not a curated record